Molecule: messenger RNA, 5605 nt
Organism: Oncorhynchus kisutch (coho salmon)
Lineage: Eukaryota; Metazoa; Chordata; Actinopteri; Salmoniformes; Salmonidae
Product: protein phosphatase 1E
Exons: 7
Coding region: 115-1962 (615 amino acids)
Biological process (GO): protein dephosphorylation; negative regulation of protein kinase activity
Cellular component (GO): nucleus
Molecular function (GO): cation binding; protein serine/threonine phosphatase activity
Source: RefSeq, a predicted model, not a curated record
GUUUACGCGCGCGCGUUCCCAACAGGCACCAGUGGGGAGCUGUCCAGCCAGCGAUUUGAAGUAGUCUUCUUGCCCGGAUACUGCUGUCUCUUGUCUGUCCAGGAAUGAGAAGUGAUGGCCGGCUCUGCAGCAGAGGAGAAAACCUUCCGAAGGUUCUUGGAGCUCUUCCUCCGAGAGAUGAGGCCACCACUUCAGGAGAACGACCCUGUCCCAAUGCGCCCUUUAUCGGACCUCACCUCGGCGGACGAAGUGGAAGGGGAAUGCCUCGAUAUGUGUCUUCAGCACCUGUGCAAAUAUAACUGCCCCUUCUCCCUGGCGGCUGCCCUGGCACGGUCUACAGCAGACAGUGUUCUGCAGAGUGAUCUCUCCAUCUACCACAUCCAGAAGACUGUUGAGGAUGGAGUAGACCCUUUCCCCCAGAUUGAGUCAGUGGCAUUUGCCAGGCUCAUUUUCAACAAACUGUGUGAAACAUGCUGCCUGUGGCUGAAAGACUUCCCUUACCGCCGCCGCCCUCAGCCCUACUACGAGACCUCCAUCCACGCCAUCAAAAACAUGCGCCGCAAGAUGGAGGACAAACAUAUCGUAAUCCCCGACUUCAACACUCUCUUCAACAUACAGGACCAGGAGGAGCAGGCCUUCUUCGCCGUGUUCGAUGGCCACGGGGGCGUGGAUGCUGCCAUCUAUGCCGCCAACCACCUCCACGUCAACAUGGUGCACCAGGAGUGCUUCAGCCAGGAUCCAGGGGAGGCCCUUUGUCGCGCCUUCAGAGUCACAGACGAACGCUUCAUCCGGAAAGCUAAGAUGGAGAACCUGCGCUGCGGCACCACGGGGGUGGUGACCUUCCUGAGGGGGCGGACCCUGUACGUGGCCUGGCUGGGGGACUCUCAGGUCAUGCUGGUCAAGAAGGGCCAGGCCGUGGAACUGAUGAAGCCUCAUAAGCCUGACAGAGAGGAUGAGAAGCAGCGUAUUGAAGCUCUGGGAGGCUGUGUCAUCUGGUUCGGCACAUGGAGGGUUAAUGGCAGCCUGUCCGUAUCCAGAGCCAUAGGCGACAAUGAGCACAAGCCCUACAUCUCUGGCGAUGCCGACCACCACAUAGUCACAUUGGACGGCACGGAGGACUACCUGAUCUUGGCCUGCGACGGUUUCUACGACACAGUCAGUCCUGAUGAGGCGGUGCGUGUGGUCAGCGACCACCUGACAGAGAACAGUGGCGACAGCACCAUGGUGGCCCACAAGCUGGUGGCCUCGGCCCGCGAUGCUGGCUCCAGCGACAACAUCUCCGUCAUUGUGGUCUUCCUUAGAGACCUCCGCGCGCCCCCCCCGGGAGAGGAGGAGGGGGCAGGGGAGGAAAUAGAGGAUGAGUUGGUGGAGGAGGAAGGGCAAGGGGAGAUGGCAUGCCAGGACGGGGGCACCGCGGACGUUGGGGGGAAGAGUCACUGUUUCCUGCAGCAGUGCUCGGCUCCAGCCGACCUGGGCUAUGAAGACCGCAUGGACUCAUUGACGGACAGAACCAGCCUAGGCCUGCUGGGGCCCACGCUGGGAGAGGAGGGUCUGAUCAGGCUCCCCCUGGCCAGCUCACACCCGUCCCCGUCCUUAGGCCUCACCCAGAACCUCAUGCCUGCCGAGGGCCAUGGCGCGGCCUGGUUGCCCUGUCUAGAAGAGGGGCUAAAGGGCUCCAGGCACAAGCCCCGGCCUAAACUCAGAGUCCCCACCUGCCAGGAUCCCAGCUCAGAUGGACAAUGGCCCCUGGCGGCCGCCCUGUUUGGCUACGCGGGGAGGCACACCCGGAGGAUGGAGUGCGUGAGCCCCAGAUGGGGGUGGUGGUCCCGGGAUUGGGGCCGAGCGCCCAGGGAGCUCCCCGGCCUGCUGCACUCCACCCGUAGUGUGCCCUACCCCCAGCGCUGCCCUGAGAGAAGGCCUGGGGUGGCCCUCCCCCACCUACCCAACAGCAGCAGAGUCUGAUGAUGUGACAUAAUCUCCACUAGCUCCUCUCUCUCCUGCCCCUUCCUUUAUCUGACUACAGUCAUUCAUUCAUCCAUCCAUCCAUCCAUCAUAAACUCCCCAUCCAGGGCACUGGCACCACCCCGUCCGUCCGCCCAUUCAUCUCUACAUGCACCUACCCCUCCCCAUAGCCCCAUUCAGGAGGCCGGACAUAACAAUUUUACUGCUCCUGGCCCAUAUUGCAAGCACAUACUGUACUGUACUCUCAGAUUCAUAAUGGAAUACACAUUAUCCACUCACUCCAUCUCCAUAAAUGGGAGUAGUUAAUACAGGAUUAUAAGAUUAGUGGUCACUUACCUGAAUAAAUCCAACAUGUAUUGACCGAUAUGUAUUCCAGAUGGGGUUACAAUAGAGGAUAAUGGCAUGUAAAAGGGGAUAUUGUUAAGAAAUGAUAUUCUAUUUAUAAUGUUGGGGAUGACAUCAUCCAAGAGCAGACAUUAAUCAGACCGUGCUAUGCCUGUCAAAUUGAUGGUUACAUAACACUAAACACAAGAUGUGUUCUCAUUGACGAGAAGUCUUUCCCAAUAGGUUGGGUGUGAGUAAGUUCCCUAUCAGGCAUUGCAAGACUUACUGGGCCAGAAUAGUUAAGACAAAGCAGCAGAACAUAUACCUUCAAUAUCUGUCACUUAAGACCAUUUCCUGAAAAAUAAAAAUGGAUGGGAAUUUUGAGCCUCAGUCGACAAAGGCCCUUCUAAGCUUCCCAUUACAAUGCGGACCCAUGAGCGUUGGACUAGUAACCGAAAGGUUGCAAGUUCGAAUCCCCGAGCUGACAAGGUACAAAUCUGUCGUUCUGCCCCUGAACAGGCAGUUAACCAACUGUUCCUAGGCCGUCAUUGAAAAUAAGAAUUUGUUCUUAACUGACUUGCCUAGUAAAAUAAAGAUAAAAUAAAAAAAUAUCACUUACAUGGGCUACAUAACCAAUCACUAUGCUGCUUUAUAAUUUCACUAACAACAAUAGACCAUAAGCAUGAUCAAUGUCAAAGUCUUCAUCUCUGGUUUGACAAAUAUAGUAAAUUCAUCUUAAUCUCAUUAUCCUCUCAAAUGUAAAUGGUAUUUUUUCUGAAACUCCAUAGUUUCAGCAGGUAGCCUAGUGGUUAGAGCAUUGGACUAGUAACCAGAAGGUUGCUAGAUUGAAUCCCCGAGCUGACAAGGUAAAAAUCUGUUCUGCCCCUGAACAAGGCAGAUAACCCACUGUUCCUAGGCCGUCAUUGUAAAUAAGAAUGUUUUCUUAACUGACUUGCCAAGUUAAAUAAAAGUUUAAAAAAUAAAUAAAUAGUCAAUGCUAUCUAGCAAUGACUAGGUUCUAUAAAAUGUGCCUCCACUCUCAUGGCCCAGGCAACCACCAUUCAAUAUUUAUCAAAGAAGGUUAAUUCUCGCUGUUGGAAAAACCCAUCUUUAUACCCUUAAGAAAACAGGAAUUGUUUGUGCCAUUCCUGACAUUUUCAACUUUUACUAACACAUUGUGCCAUUUCCAUACUUUUGUUUAAAAACCUCACCCGCUCCCACUCCAGUCUCAUUGAGUUCCCAGGGGCAGGAGACAAGGGCACAGGAAACAAGUGACCAAACCACCUCAGUGACCCACAGUCACACGGAGAAACACCCCCAGCCACUCAGUCAGUUCCCAAUCACUGUCAUUGCUUACUGCUCCUCUGAAACAACUAGUCGUCGGUCGCCUGCUGGCCUACCCACUGAAAAGCAUGGUGGUCAUUUACAGAAGGCCAUUUGGACAGUCACCAUUAAGCAUCUCCAGAGAGCAGAAUGUAUUCCAGUUGUAGAAUGUACAUGGAGCCCUCCCGGGACCUUCAUAGAUGGCCCAAUAGGACUGAGACAGUAGUGGUGUUCUGGACUUGUAGCGACGCUCCCUGUGUGGAUUUAAGAAAACCAUUUCUGGAUGCAGUACACCUGGAAGACAAUAUUCUGGAGGUGUUUUGUUGAUCGUGGGAGAGGAAAUAAUCUAUAAUUUAUCAGCUUACCACCGUAUCCUCACAAAUCUGAGCAUUCCAUCCUGGUGUUCCACUCUGAAGGAGCAGGAUGUGAAUAAGCGCACUGCCUUUCGGGUUAAAAGAUGCCCAUGCUUCUGCAUCUUUCUCUUUGUGUAACCAACACCUGCAUUUCGACUCUCGGAACAGCGGACCACACCAAUUGCCAUUUUCUGACCAAUUAUGAAAGACAACCAUAAAGUUGAAUAUAUUAAGGUAGUUAUCAAAUGCCCCGAGUCUCCUCAGCCCCACCCCCAGCCCCACUCACAUCACCUGCUUUUUUGGAACUUUCUGCUUCUUUUUGAGAGCAAAAAAAAGUGCACAUCUUUCCCAUCCCAAACAUUCCUCACACGGGGCACCAAUUGCUUAUUGAAAUAGUAGUACAUUCAUAUUAUGUACAUGUAAGUAUGAAUGUGUGUGGGUACAUGUUGAGAGUAUGCAUUUGGUCUGUCUUAUACGUCUGCUAUAUAAAAUCACCAAUAUUCUGUGUUGAUAUCAAGCUUCACAGCCCCCAGCAAUGUACUGUACUGUUCAUGUGACACCUUUGGAAGGAGAGUCGUAUACGUUAGCAGUGCUUGAGUGACAAGGGAACAUGGGAAUUUAAAUGCUCCUCAAGGACCAUCCACUGAAAUGUCAAAAUGGUCACCCCCUCACAGUCUUUGAUAGCUUCAGUCGUUUGUAAGACGCUGAACCAUAACCAAGCCAUAAACAGAAAAUCGAACUCUAUAGUUCUUCAGCUAAACUUGCUGGCUCGCUUAACCCACAGUUCUUCUCUUUCUCACCCACUGCUGCGGUACAAAGGUCCCCCCCAUGCCAGUAUGACACUUUCCCUGAUGAUUGUAAAAGACCACACAGUUCAGGUCUCUUCCUCUCUCUCCCCUUCCCUUUCCUAUGUCACUCAAUUACUCUCAUGACUCUGCACUGUGUCCACAAAACGCUUUGUUCCUGUAAGCAAUAAUGAAUCUUUGAGUCGCGCGUGGAAAGGCUCUCUGAGGGUUUGUCUUCACUGAGAAAGGCAGAGCUAGAGCCAGAUCAAACUAACAGCCACCCUCCUAAACUCUUACCAGUGCUCACAUUGACAUGAGCACACACCACUUUAGGUCUGCUCGAUGGUAGUAUGGGACACAAUCUAUGAUGUACCCCUUGGACAUUUGUCGCUGUACACUAAUAUGUUUGGUGGCUAAAUUGAAUUAGUCCCAAUGAGAAACACAACAAAGGGCUCUAUUCAAUCUGUAUAACUGAAAUGUUACAGAUCGCACAAUAGAAAUGUAAAGGUAAUUUCCGAUUGAGCCGACAAAUGCAUUGUUUACUGUGAAUGCAGUUUCCACUAACAUGGGAACAUUGCCUUUAAAUUUCAAUAACGCUGUAACGCAAUACCUCUGUGAUAUGGAUUGAAUCCAUCCCAGUGUCUCUAAGCUUGGCCAGCCUCCUCUCACAGGGCGGUUCAAACUCUGUACACCAGGCAUCCCUGAAGACAAACCCAUGACCAGCUGUUCCCCAACCUGCAGGUUAGGUAAACCAGUAAAAAAAAAUCAGUAUCUGUAUUUUCUGUGUUCUUCUCGUAAUAUAAACAUGUGUGUGUAUCUGAACUGGUGACUAGUAUAAUGUAUAAAGAUUAAACCAAG